Molecule: messenger RNA, 5639 nt
Organism: Branchiostoma floridae (Florida lancelet)
Lineage: Eukaryota; Metazoa; Chordata; Leptocardii; Amphioxiformes; Branchiostomatidae
Product: protein prune homolog 2-like
Exons: 12
Coding region: 42-5639 (1865 amino acids)
Cellular component (GO): cytoplasm
Molecular function (GO): exopolyphosphatase activity
Source: RefSeq, a predicted model, not a curated record
UCAUCGUCACGCGGGAGCGCUUGCCAAGAGGAUAAAAUGGCAUGGCCCGUUUAGGGCCAUUCCUUAUCAUUCUAGCCUUCUCUUUGGUCUUGUACUGUCUUGUUUUCUUCUCCACAACACUCCCAAAUCAACGGAUUCCUCCGUUCAGAGACACUCAUAAAGGACGAUCAGCCAUGGAAGAAUUUCUGCAGAAAGCCAAGCAAGCUGCGGGUUCUCCAGAAGAGUUCUCCAAGUUCCAUGUAGUAAUAGGGAAUGAAGCCUGUGAUCUGGACUCCACAGUUUCAGCCUUGGCUUAUGCCUUCUUUUUGCACAAGACUGCUGCUAAUGAUGACACAAGUGUUGCACAUGUCCCUGUCCUCAACAUCCCCCGUGCCGACCUACCGCUGCGUACAGAAAUAACGUUCUUCCUCGCACAGCAGGAGAUUCCCACAGACUCCCUCACCUUCCGCGAUGACAUCAACCUCACAGCGCUGCACAGCCAAGACAAACUCUCACUAACUCUGGUGGACCACAAUGUUAUAAGGGCCCCGAGAGACCAGGACUUCGAGUCAGUGGUUGUGGAGGUUAUAGACCACCAUAAAGAUGAAAGACCAGAAAGCGAUGUCUGUGAGAAAACGGUUGAGAUGGUCGGGUCCUGCACCACUCUGGUGGCAGAGAAGAUUCUAGAGAAGGAUGCAACUGUUAUGGACAAAAAACUUGCAACAUUGCUGAUAGGUACGAUUCUUGUAGACACAGUAAACCGCUCAGUGGAGGCACAGAAGGUUACGCCCAAAGACGAGGACAUUCUGGGGAGACUUAAAGAUUUCUGCCCUGAGGUGGAUGAAGGGGAAUUGUUCCAAAGCAUACAGGAGGCCAAGUUUGAUAUAUCAGAGCUGAGUGUACCAGACUUGCUGAGGAAGGACCUGAAGUCCAUCUCCAAUAAUGACAUCACCAUCGCCAUGGCUUCAAUCACCAUGGAUCUGGAGGAAUUGUUGGACAAACCUAAUGUGAUAGAGUCUAUGAAGGAGUUCUGCUCCAGGCAAGAUGCAAAAGUCUUGGUCGUCAUGACGAUAUCCACAAACAAGACAGGAGGCAUGGAACGUCAGCUGGCUGUGUACAGUGAAGACAGCAUCCUCAGAGAGAGGGUGUCUGUAUCGUUACAGGUGGCUGAAACACUUGACACGGCCACUAACGUUACCCUCGGGCUGUCUCACUUCGAGACCGGCAUUUCCACCCUGCGAGCCUAUCACCAAGGUAAUGUCGCCGCCUCGCGGAAAAAAGUCCUUCCCAUCCUCCAAGAUUUCCUCCAAACACCAUUUCAAGAACCCUCCAAACCACACCUUGCAGAAACCAGGGGCUUGUUUUCUCCAGAAAGUUCAGAUACAGGGUUUGAUAAGACACCGGAUAGCGACGGUUGGGAACAGGAAGCGUGGUCGCCUAUGAAGCACUCGGACAGUGGCCUUUUGUCAGAUGACUUAUUAGACAAGGAGCAAGGAAAGCCUGACUCCAACGAUGUAGCGAACGUUGACGUGGAAUUAUUUGGUGGAAGUAGUGCUACAGCUUCAAGUACGGGUAUGCAGCUUGAAGUGCAGAAUGACAACCUGCUCAUGUUUUCACCAGACCCCUCCCCUAUGUUGGAACUACCCAACCAGAUGCCUGGAAAUCUGCUGGCGAUAUCCGACGAGGCAUCACCUAACACGAGCUGCCCACGCACCCCACCAAAUAGUUUCAUCGACUCGACGCUAAACAACCAGAACUUUGACCAGAUGAAGUUCACCACAGAAGAAUUCAUGGAGAGGAUGAAACGAAAAAGCGAGAGCGAGGAGUUUGCCGACUUUGACCCCAUAGCGACGAAGGACGUGGAUAUCUCGGAAAAGGACGUUGACCUCAUGCAGCUGCCAACAGAGGCGACGGGGAACGUUGUGGCCUACCUCUUUGCUCAAGAAAUGGUGAGCAACGUGGGGAAAGACCUAGAAUCUCUACAGUUAGGAGAAAGCACUGACAAUCAACAGGAUGCGGAUAGUAGUAGUCAAGAGGUCCUCCGUGAUGACUCCGAGUUAAAUGAAUCCAAAGAAAGAGCCAACCCUUUCAUGGAUAAAACACCCGUCAUUGAAACAAUGCCAGAUCCGUUCAGUUCUGGAGAUCCGUUUGGACUUGGUUUAGACCCAUUCUCUUCCGGGGGUGCUUUUGGCGAGUCGUCACCGAUCGAUAGCAGCAACCCAUUUGGCGAUAAUUUCACUCCAUCUGAAGUGAAACUACAGCCAGAUAUCUUAGGAAAUGGGCUUGUGGACACAUUGGUGGAAAGCCAACAACCUAAAAUGGAAGAGCUUGAUAAACCAAACAGCCAGGAAAAUCCUUACACUGAUCCUGAUUUUUGGAGUUCUGGUACUAAAGAGAACACAGCAGCUGAUCUUCUUGGGGAUGACCCUUUUGGUCUGAAGGAAAUACCACCUGAUGAUUUUGACAAACAAUCAAGCUCAUCAGGCAACUCCAUCAACAACCCCUUUAUGGAUGACUUCGGUAACAUCGAGCAAGAGCUUGAUGCUGCACAUACUAAACAGGAGCAAGGAUCUGCUUCUCCAAACCCUUUCCUUGAAGACUUAGAAGUUAUUCCUGAAGAAAACAAAACAGAAGAAAAAACUGAAAGUGAUACCACAGAUCUGUUUGAAGGUGAAGUAAUAUCAACAGCUACUGCUGAAUCAUCAAGAAAUGACUUGACCAAUCAGCAACAAGAAGGCCAAGUAACAAAAGAUGAAUCAGCCAAUCAGAGUACAGGGGCCUUAUUAGAUGUUUUUGGUUCUUUCCCUCCAAGCAUAGAGGACCCAGCCGGUGGUAGUCCAUACUUUGACACUGAAGAAGUGUUGGAUGAUGCACCAGAAACUAUGAGUACUCCGAAAGCGGAGGAAAAACGGGAAGCAUGGAAACCGCUUUACUCUGUAGAGUCCUUGGACGAGGAAUCGGAGCAGAGCACGAUAACAGAGACGUCACCAGACAGCAUCACAAGCCCUGUUGCAAGUCGUCUUCUAGACGUGGCGUCCCCUAUGUCGUCCGAGUACAGGUCCGCUACAGAGUCUCUCGGUGCAGUGACAGACUCCGUCACUCAAAGUGAAAGUGAGAUUACGGAAACAUGGCCAGACGGCAUAACAAGCCCUGUUGCAAGUCGUCUUCUAGACGUUACGUCCCCUUCUUCGUCCGAGUACAGGUCCGCUACAGAGUCUAUCGGUGCAAUGACAGACUCCGUCACUCAAAGUGAAAGUGAGAUUACGGAAACAUGGCCAGACGGCAUAACAAGCCCUGUUGCAAGUCGUCUUCUAGACGUUACGUCCCCUUCUUCGUCCGAGUACAGGUCCGCUACAGAGUCUCUCGGUGCAAUGACAGACUCCGUCACUCAAAGUGAAAGUGAGAUUACGGAAACAUGGCCAGACGGCAUAACAAGCCCUGUUGCAAGUCGUCUUCUAGACGUGACAUCCCCCACAUUCUCUGACUACAAAUCUGCCACAGAGUCUCUUGGUGCAAUGACUCAAAGUUCCAUCACUCAAAGUGAAAGUGAGUUCUUCUCUGUCACAAGUCCAUCAGAAGAAAAUGUCUCAGCUCUUGAGUCGCCCCCUCCUGAACCAAAUGAACUUGACGAUCUUGAGCACAUAGAAGAUAUGCAGAAAAAGGAUGAUUCCAGUGAUGAUAUGUCCUCUAGCCCUGGAAAGAUUUCGGACGUAACCGACUCCUCGGACAGCUCAAACUCAUAUUCUCUGGAGAGUUCAGAACCAGCUAACACAGAAUUCAUGUUCUCCAAGGCUCCUACAGAAGUCAUAAAAGAAGAAGACGAAGAGGAAGAAGAUGAUGAGCAAAAAACUCCAGUUGCACCCAGUCAAGGAUUGGACCUUUUAGGACAAGAUCUUCCCACUGAAAAAUUCAACCCGUUUCUGGCAAAAACACCAAUUGAAAUGCCAAAGGAAAACCCUUUUGGGCCUGCUUCCCUCAAAGAGGUUGAAGAAAGCAGUCAGUAUCCAGCUCUUGAUAUUUUCAGCUUUGAUCCGAUGCACACAGUAGACUACAGGCAAGAAGAAGAAAAAUCAAAGUUUACAUCCACGGAGAUUGUCACUGGAGACGCCUUUGUGCCAGGGGAGCCUGAAGAAGACCAGAAGGUAUAUUCUUUCGGAGAUGUUAACACAGAACAGUUUGCAGAGGAACUCUCCUCACAGAUUGUAGGUUCUGGAUUGUCCGAGUCUAUCCAAGAAGCAAAGACAGUGGAGAAGCAGCCAAGUUUAGAGGAAGAAAGCACUGAGAGGUUUGCAGAGAACCUGACGACAGACGUUCUCCGUAAGGCUGUCAUGGCAUCCCUGAAAACUGCUGAGUCAAUUGAGCAAGCUAUUGAGACUCAGGACACACAUGAGAGCUUUGCAGAAGACACGCUCGAACUCCCAAGCCCCAUCACAGAGGAGCACUCUGAUAUCGAUACCCAGGCAGCAGAAGAGUUUGCUGAGAUGCUGACAAACCAGGUCAUGAAGGAUGCAACAAACAAGGAUCAGGCCGCCACUGCAGUUGCCGAACGCCUUACGAAGAUUGCCUUUGAGCAGGCUGCAAGGGAAGGACUGGAACUGGAACAGUUUGCAGAGAACGUCACAAGCGCCGUGUUGCAGCAGGCUGUAACGACGGACAGUGGCGAAACUGCAGACGUCCAGAUCCAAGAUCUAACCCCACGGUCGCAAGACAACACCAUGGAGUCUUUUGCAGCUGUGGGAGAGUCUCUUGCAGCGGUGCAAACGGCAAUGAGGGCAACUCUGCAAACAGCGGAGUCGAUUGACGUGGCUAUCAGCAAAACAGAAGCAAAGGAGGCGUUUGCCAGGGGUUUCUCACAGUUACAGGAUAGUGAAGAAGAGCUGUCCAGCCCCUUGUCUGAUGGCUACCCAGCCAUGGAUAGCUCCACGACUGAUGACACCUCCACCACGUUCAGUGUCAGCAGUACGCCUCAGCUCACGUCUCCUGAAACACCAGUCAAAGCGUUUCCCGAUCUCAGCGGGCCCUGGCAGGAAUCCGACCAGGUGGAACUGGUUGGUACCAGGGAAGAACCGGAUGGAAAUAGCGAAGAUCUUAACGCUGAGACAAGUGAGCAACUGCCUACAAGUGGAGAGAUUGUAGAGGAUCUGUUUGGAUUUGGAGACAAAACAACAAAGAUAGAAACCAUACAAGAGCCAGCUGUUAUUGUUGAAGGAACUGUGGCAAUGGCUACGGGGGUAGAAGAGAUGCAGGGAGCAGUAGGAGGUGUCGGGAUUCUUGAAGUUCCCACGGUCAGCGUACAAAAAGCCAGUCCCAUCCACACUCCGACAGACCAUGACCUGGCCUAUAUACCGAGGGAGCUACGGGAGUCUGUCGCAGAAACUGGUGAAGCUGAACAGUUACCAGGGGAGCCACUGAUGUCAUCAUCCCCCAAGACAUCAGUAAUGAGUCACCCCCUGGCUGGGUCAGCACCUCCUACUCCUGAACACACAGCACAAGCAGAGUCUUCCGGGCGCAGGGAACGCUCCAGCCACGUGAUGGAGGGGGUCGCAGUGCAGGAGGAGUGGCAAGACGAUGAACUUCCAGGGCAACUACCGGAGGAUGACCUGGAGGAUCAUGGGACAGAAAACAGGUUAAAUAACACUAUAGAAAUAGAUGACACAUGA